Ochlerotatus camptorhynchus is the source of this 1964-nucleotide messenger RNA. RefSeq lists its product as uncharacterized. Bases 209 to 709 code for a protein of 166 amino acids. The record is from RefSeq and is a predicted model, not a curated record. Lineage: Eukaryota; Metazoa; Arthropoda; Insecta; Diptera; Culicidae. The transcript has 4 exons.
CAUCAUCCCGUGUUGCAACAUCGAACUGGUUUUCUCCGCUGGAUGCGGUAAUUCGACUCUCGCCAAUGAGGAAACAAAAACAUUGCAAUAAACUAAACUCGUGGCAGUUCGUUCUUCAAUCGAUCAGUCGUUCAGUCGUUCAUAGUUCGCUUGGCGGUUCGUUUUGCUCUUCACAUUUGAAAGUUUUUGAUCAAUUCCAGCGCGGAAAAUGGACGUUAAAUCAUUUCGGAUAAUCGGUUUGGUGUAUGUCGUGUUUUGCUGGAUGUUUUCCGCUCUUGGAAUCGUAUACUCAUUCCUUCACCUAGUCGUUGUAAACCCUUUCUGGGCCAAUAUCUUGUCCUACGAUGACGCUAUCAACUCUGCGAUUGUCAGUGCCUGCUUAUUCGUAUUCACACUGUCCUCGUUUUUUGUCGCAUUCGUGAAAGAAGGAAUCGAUGAGGGAAAGGCUUCCUUUAUCCGAAUAUACCGGGUUUUCGUGAUACUUCGAAACCUCGCACUGUCCGCUUUGUGGACCUACCAGUACGCUAUGCUGGAGGAAGCACGAAUUCAUGGAGACGCCUCGUCGAAAGUGAGGAAUGGUGACUAUAUCACCCUCGGGCUGUUUGUUGGAGCCAUAGUCAUCACCGGUUUGGAGCUGUGGAUUCUUAACGGUAUUCAGUGGUUAACGGAGCAGAAACUCGUCGAAGAGGAGUGCACUGAGGCGGCGUAGAAUCGUGUUUGCUAAUAGGGAAUUCUGUUAUAUAGUUACUCAGGGUUCCUUCGACUCAGUUCGCUGUAAAAAAAAGGAUUUUCGGUAUGAUGAAAUCACUGAUUGUGAUCUUCUGAAAUCGAAAUUAACAGGUUUUAUAUGAGAAACACAUAUUUUAAAACCGCUUCUUAAAAUUUAAAAGUACAAAAUAUCAUCUUGAAAUCUUUUGAUUUAAUAAUUGAGUAAAAGUCUCCAUCAUCAAAUUCCACGGAUGUCCCCCGAAAGUGGCGAAAGUUUUACGGUAUGUAAAGUUUCGAAAAAUCGUCGAUUUCUCUUCAAACCUUGCUUGUAGUGGUGAGAAAAAUACUUCAUUUUAUUCUUUUUUACUAAUAGUGACACUAUACAGAAAUAAUGUUUCGGACAAAUAGCACCAUUAUUGAUAUUUUUAAUAGUGGAUUUCCCCAUACAUUCUAAAGUCGACUUUCCACAAGCCCAUACGUUCAUAGGCGGCUCGCCCUCUGGUGGUGAGUACUGUCAGAAGCAGCAUGAAGCACCUAAUUCCGAAACAUAUAUUUUUCUAGCGGAGUGAGUGGAAGCAACCCUUUAGUUGAUUAUCUUUAACUUAAACGCUCACCAGACUAAGCAGCUACAACAUGUUAUAAGCCUAUAUUGAUGACUCUGUAGUAUGAACGUGGUAUUAGAUAUCAUAUCUUGAUGGACCCUACUGCGAUCCCAUACACUUAUUUUAAAAUGUACCGGUGUAACAUGAAAAUGGUACCGCUGUACCAUCGGGUUCCAUCAAUAUCGUGUUGGAUGUAGAUUGUAAUUAUUUUCCAAAAGAUGGUUCCAAAAUUGAUCACAUAGUAAUCGUACUAUUGAACGUAAUUGAUCGUAUUUGAGUUAACAUUUUUUGUAUAUUCAUAGUAAUCCUAUGAUAAUGAGCAUGCCAUGCUCGGGGUAAUAACUUUUUUUCUAUAAAUAAUUUAUUUAAUAAGGUUAAAAAGUCCAAAAGAACUCUACGGAGCCGAGAACAGUGAAUAAUAUAGUAAUAAAAAUAAUAUGCAUGAAAAACAAAAGUUCUUCUUAUUUUUCCUAGAAGGUUCUGGGAAGUUUCAGAAUCGAGCAAGGUAACGUGAUCCAUCAUGUUUGAAAGCAUCAGAAGAGAUGUCGUUAUCUGCGUUGUUUGCUUCUUUUGUCUUCGCGUGUGCUCCCGGAACAGAAAUUUAAGACAUCGUGAGUGAUAGUUUUUAACAUCGUGAGUGAUAGUUUGUGCUGA